This is a messenger RNA of Pistacia vera, 660 nucleotides long. RefSeq names its product myb-like protein L. The record is from RefSeq and is a predicted model, not a curated record. The transcript has 4 exons. The coding region runs from base 1 to 660 and encodes 219 amino acids. Lineage: Eukaryota; Viridiplantae; Streptophyta; Magnoliopsida; Sapindales; Anacardiaceae.
AUGUUCUCUGUUUCUGCAGUGCAACCUGACGUGUUUGAGCUGCUGAAUUUGUUUCUCUCUUUCUUUUCCUUAGAAUUCUCCGGCCAAAAUACCUACAAAGAGGAUAAGAAUCUUUUGCUUAUCAUUCAAGAAAAGGGGAUCAGUAACUGGUUUGAUAUUUCAGUCUCAUUAGGGACUAACAGGACCCCAUUUCAAUGUUUGGCUCGUUAUCAGAGAAGUUUGAAUGCUUCCAUACUGAAAGGGGAAUGGACUGAGGAUGAGGAUGAACAACUGUGCUUGGCUGUAGAAGUUUUUGGUGAGACCAUGAGAGUAACUGGCAAUGUAUGGAAGAAAACGCUUCACCCUACGAGGCAAAGAAUUGGGAGAUGGACCCCAGAUGAAGAUAAACGCCUGACAGUAGCUACCAUUCUUUUUGGGCCCAAGAACUGGAAGAAAAUAGCUCAAUUUGUGCCAGGUCGUACUCAAGUGCAGUGUAGAGAGAGAUGGGUCAACUCUUUGGAUCCUUCUGUGAAUAGAGGUGAAUGGACUGAAGAAGAUGAUUUGAUGUUGGAAGCUGCAUUGGAAGAACAUGGAUAUAGCUGGUCCAAGGUUGCUGCUGCAUUGCCUGGACGAACUGAUAACCAGUGCUGGAGGUAUGAAGUGGUUGGAUUUUACAUAUAG